Molecule: messenger RNA, 849 nt
Organism: Sarcophilus harrisii (Tasmanian devil)
Lineage: Eukaryota; Metazoa; Chordata; Mammalia; Dasyuromorphia; Dasyuridae
Gene: MIS12
Product: MIS12 kinetochore complex component
Biological process (GO): mitotic sister chromatid segregation; protein localization to kinetochore; mitotic cell cycle
Cellular component (GO): chromosome, centromeric region; nucleus
Source: RefSeq, a predicted model, not a curated record
CGCUCUCCCUCUCACGCCCGCCUCCCGCUGCCCCCCCAGAUCCGCCGCUGAGGCAGCGCCUCCGGGCCCGGCCGAGAUGUCCGUGAACCCGCUGCUGUACGAGACUCAGUUUUUCGGGUUCACGCCGCAGACGUGCGUGCUCAGGAUCUACAUCGCCUUCCAGGACUAUCUGUUCGAGGUCAUGGCGGCCGUGGAAAAGGUGGUCCUGAGGAAGGCCGGCGACCUCCCGGGCUGCGCGCUGAGCGCCGUCCAGGUCCGCAGCAGCACCGAGGCCUUCCUCCGCUUCAUGAGGGAGCGCUUUGACCGGCUCUUCGUCAAGAUGGAGCGCGCGCUGCUGCGGCUGGUGCUGAGCCUCCCCCCCACCGCGCUCCUGCCCGAGGACCGCAGCCAUGAGACACCCCAGAGCAGUGAGGAGUUCGGCCGCCUCCGGCGGGACGUGGAGCGGCUGCAGGCCCGGUACAGGGCCGAGCUCGGCGCCAGGCGCGCGCUGCUGGCCGAGCUCGAGGUCCAGAAGGAGGUUCAGGCCCGGCUGAGAAAGGUGCUGCACUGGCUCAACGGGCUCGGAGACGUGCACGGGCCCCCGGGCCUGCGGGAGAUGACGACCCUCCUGACCCAGUACGCGGGCCGGCUGCGCAGCGUCACCCAGGAGGUGGCGCAGAAAAGCUCCAGGGCAGGCAUGGAGUGACCAGCGCGCGGCCCGGGGGCCCUCUCCUCCCAGCCGGGACCCUGAGCCGGGCCCCCUGCCGGGGCUCCGGCCUUCUCCCGGCUCGGGGCUUCUCCCGGGCUCGGGGCUCCUCCUAGUGGGGCUUCUCCCCAGCCGCAGGCUCCUCCCGGCGCUGGGGCCCUCCU